Molecule: messenger RNA, 432 nt
Organism: Acanthamoeba castellanii str. Neff
Lineage: Eukaryota; Discosea; Longamoebia; Acanthamoebidae
Exons: 3
Coding region: 1-432 (143 amino acids)
Source: RefSeq, a predicted model, not a curated record
AUGACCGACGAUACGAAGGUAUGCCCCGCGCUCAACCUGAAGGAGAGCGACCCGGCCGAGAAUCAGGAGGAGGACCGCAUCAUGCGGCACGCCUUCAAGAAGGUGCCCCCGAGCGAUCGGCCUGGCACUGACAACAAGUUUGGCUUCUGGCUCGAGGGUUUCCCUGCCGUGCCAGGCCAGCCCGUUGUGUUGGUGUUCGAGGGCAGGCAGGUGUACCACAGCGGCAACCUGAACGGCGACGUGCAGGAGAACUUCAAGGUGGACCUCCCGCCCAUCACCGCCCAGUCCACGUCCGAGCUCAACAUCCAGCUCAAGAUCGGAACCAAGAACUUUGACAACACGCUCAAGGUGGAUGUCAAGGACGGAAGGAACCUCAAGCUCGUGUUCACCGACAAGGGUCUCUCCAUCCAGCAGAGGUCGCAAGCCUUCUAG